Chironomus riparius is the source of this 1675-nucleotide messenger RNA. Lineage: Eukaryota; Metazoa; Arthropoda; Insecta; Diptera; Chironomidae. The record is from the annotation of a GenBank genome assembly.
AUUGAAAAUGAAAUUAAAAGUUUUGUUAUCGACAUUUAUAUUUGUGCUUAAAUUCUCCUCAAUAGUCUCACAAGUCGAGUUUUUUAUCUGUUUCUAUCAUUUGAGCAGUUCUGGAUAUGCAUGUGAAUUAGAAUUUUUUAAUCCAAAUGGAUUGAAUAACUUUGAAGACAUAGAUGGGAUGCAUUUACCAGGUUUUACUGACAGUGAUGUUGUUGAAUUGAAUUUAUUCGUAAGGACAAAUUCUCCCAACAUUCCAGCUAUAAUUUGUCAAAAGUUCAGGAAUCUUCGUUUUGUAAAUCUUGGUCAAAAUACAUUUCAAAGAGUUGAUGACUAUUCCUUCAGCAAUUGCACUUCCUUGAGUUUCUUAAUUUUGCAAGACAAUGAAAUAAGCUUUAUUAAUGAAAGAGCAUUUAUUAGGAACUCAGAACUUCGUACUUUGCACAUGAGCUUCAAUCUUAUUAAAGCAUUGCCAGAAAAUCUAUUUCAAAAUCAAAUAAAUCUUGAUUUUAUAGAUUUCAAUAAUAAUUUAAUUUCGCAACUGCCAACAAGCAUUUUCAAAAGUCUCAAAAAACUUACUCAUUGGAAUUUUGGUUUCAACCAGCUUAGCAGUCCUCGUCACGAAUGGUUUGAAAAUCUUCAAAGUUUAGAAACUUUAUAUUAUCAUUACAAUAGUAUUGCUGAACUCCCAAGAAAUAUCUUUAGUCGGCUCUUAAACGUCAAACAAAUUGAACUGUAUGGAAAUAAUUUGAAAAUGAUUCACGCAGAUUCUUUUGGAUUUUUACCAACUUUGCAAUCCUUAAAUCUAUUCUUCAACAAUAUUAAUGCAUUUGAUGGGAACCUUAUUGAUUACACUGGAAUCACUGAUGUUGAUUUAACACUUAACUUGUGCGCAAACAGAUUAAUUCAGGAUUCGUCAGCCACAAGAGCUAUAAUGAGAGCUGAACUAUCACAAUGCAUUAGAAAUUAUGAUAAUAUUAUGUCAGUUUGCCGCCAAAAUUCAAAAGAAGCAUUCGAAGUAUCAUCAAUUGACAAUAAUAAAGAGGAAUGUUCAGCCAAAGAUCAACAGAUUCGGAAAUUAGAAGCUGAGGUCAAAAUCUUGCGUAAUGUAAAUUUAAAACUUGUAAAUGACAAAGAGAAGAAAUUUUAAGGAAUAAAAGUUGAACAUGUGAUGCAUACUAAUUCAUGUUUUAAAAUUUUGUUGACGCUAUUAAAUUGCUUGGAUAUUAAAACAUUACCCUUAACUAGCGUGACCAGAUAUUUUUUGAAAAAAUAGUGGACCUGAAAGUAAAAUAGAGGACAUCCUACGUGUUUACCAAUUUUAUUCAUUUUCUGGACGAAUUAGAACAAAACAAAACUAUUUUAUUUUUGAAAAAUUAAGACUGUCCCCUUAAAAGCCAAGCAGUAGGUCAGCCCACCCUUAACCUACAUUUUAUUUGCUACAUACAUUUUCAAGUAGCCCCAAUGUCUUUAAUUCUGUGUCAUAACAGUCAAUGCUAUGAAAACCAAAGCCAGAAUUUUUAAAUAGGGUACAAGAGGAUGUACCCGUACUCCUCAGAACCCCAUUGACUAUGCCCCCCGUUAUAUCCCACCAUAAACAUUAAUAUCCAUUCCAAUUCAUAUCAUUACCCUCUAACCAGCUCACAAUAUGCUUCCCGUCAAAUUCCUCAGCAAACAA